Messenger RNA from Ctenopharyngodon idella (grass carp), 3269 nucleotides. RefSeq names its product dynein, cytoplasmic 1, intermediate chain 2a (gene dync1i2a). The record is from RefSeq and is a predicted model, not a curated record. Gene Ontology annotation, biological process: transport along microtubule. Gene Ontology annotation, cellular component: cytoplasmic dynein complex. Gene Ontology annotation, molecular function: dynein light chain binding; dynein heavy chain binding. The coding region runs from base 113 to 1993 and encodes 626 amino acids. The transcript has 17 exons. Lineage: Eukaryota; Metazoa; Chordata; Actinopteri; Cypriniformes; Xenocyprididae.
UAUUAUGACCCUCCCCGGCACCCGUCAGACGCGCCUCCGCAUCCGCGCACCCGGAAACUGAGCAGUGCAACAAAAGCAGCGCUUUCUGCAGGCAAUAAACACUCUCAGCAUCAUGUCGGAUAAAAGUGAGCUGAAAGCUGAGCUUGAGCGAAAGAAACAGCGCUUGGCUCAGAUUAGAGAGGAGAAGAAGAGAAAGGAGGAGGAACGCAAGAAAAAAGAGGCUGAGCUGAAGAAGGAGGCCGUCCCACAGCAGGAUGAUUCAGACCUGGAGAAGAAGCGCAGAGAGGCCGAUGCUCUGCUGCAGAGUAUGGGCAUCACAUCAGACACACCUGCGGUUCCUGCACCCAUGUCUCCCACGGCCAAAUCUGUGGGCACUCCAAGUGAGGCAGGGAGCCAAGACUCAGGAGACUGUGUCACCGGACCAAGGACUCUGCACUGGGACUGUGACCCCUCUACUCUUCUGCUUCACUCUGAUCUGGGACGUGGUCCUCUGAAGUUGGCAAUGGCGAAGACGACCCAUGUGGAUUUCCCACCCAAAGAGGUGGUGUCCUAUACCAAAGAGACACAGACGCCCACCAUGACAGAGCAGAAAGAGGAGGAAGAUGAGGAAGAAGAGGCAGCACAACCACAGCCAGAGGUCGAGGCAGAGAAAGAGAAACCAGUAGAGAAACAAGAAGAGGAAGCGCCCCCUCAUGAGCUAACAGAGGAGGAGAAGUUACAGAUUCUGCACUCAGAGGAGUUCAUGGAGUUUUUCGAUCACAGCACACGCAUCAUUGAGCGCGCUCUGUCCGAACAUGUGGAUGUUUUCUUUGACUACAGUGGCCGUGACAUGGAGGAGAAGGAGGGUGAGAUGCAGGCUGGGGCGAAACUGUCUCUAAACAGGCAGUUUGUUGAUGAUCGCUGGUCCAAACAGCGAGUGGUAACCUGUCUGGAUUGGUCCCCACAGUAUCCAGAGUUGCUGGUCGCCUCUUACAACAACAAUGAGGAAGCCCCACAUGAGCCUGAUGGAGUGGCUUUGGUCUGGAACAUGAAAUACAAGAAGGCCACACCGGAGUAUGUCUUCCACUGUCAGUCUGCAGUCAUGUCUGCAGCAUUUGCAAAGUUUCAUCCUAACCUGGUUGUCGGAGGCACUUAUUCAGGACAGAUCGUCCUGUGGGACAACAGAAGUAACAGACGCACUCCUGUCCAGAGGACACCUCUCUCUGCUGCGGCCCACACGCACCCAGUGUACUGUGUUAAUGUGGUUGGGACACAGAACGCUCAUAACCUCAUUAGCAUCUCUACUGAUGGAAAGAUGUGCUCCUGGAGUCUGGACAUGCUGUCUCAACCACAGGACAGUAUGGAGCUGGUGUUUAAGCAGUCUAAAUCCGUUGCGGUCACCUCCAUGUCCUUCCCUCUGGGUGACGUUAAUAACUUUGUGGUGGGAAGUGAGGAUGGAUCAGUCUACACAGCCUGUCGCCAUGGCAGUCGGGCAGGUAUCAGUGAGAUGUUUGAGGGACAUCAUGGUCCAAUCACAGGCAUUCACUGUCACACUGCGACUGGGCUGGUAGAUUUCUCUCAUCUCUUCCUGACCUCCUCUUUUGAUUGGACCGUCAAACUCUGGAGCAACAAGAAUAACAAGCCGCUGUACUCGUUUGAGGAUAACUCGGAUUAUGUUUAUGAUGUCAUGUGGUCUCCGGUACAUCCCGCCCUCUUUGCUUGUGUGGACGGACUUGGACGCAUCGACCUGUGGAACCUCAACAAUGACACAGAGGUGCCCACUGCCAGCAUGGCUGUGGAUGGAAGUCCUGCUCUGAACAGACUGCGCUGGUCUCAGUCAGGCAGAGAGAUCGCUGUCGGGGACUCAGAGGGACAGAUCCACAUUUACGACGUCGGCGAGCAAAUCGCAGUCCCGCGAAAUGACGAAUGGACCCGAUUUGUGCGGACGCUGGUGGAGAUCAACGAGAACCGCGACGAUGCGGAGGAGCUGGCCGCCCAACGCCUUUCCGCUUGAUCGUCAUGGAAACCAGCACUAUUCCGGAGAUCUCCGAAAGCUGUAAUCAUCUCUGUCUUUGGAAAUGAAAUGAUUUCUGUCUGCAAACCUUUGAUUCUGCCUUUUGUUUGGAAUGAAAAUAUGAAACAUUGACCGUAGGUGCGAUUCAUAGUGUGAGAGCAGAAGGCCUCCCAGUCACCCCACAACCAGAAGCCUUAACAUUCGCAUGCAAAAAAAACUAAAGAAAACCAUAAUGAAUGUUUCUUUACCCAGGUAUCUCUGAGUGUGCUAAACUCUCAGCUCAUUAUGCACAGCCAAAUUUACAUUUACCAUUUACACCAAUGAAUCUCAUUAAACCUGUCUGGCUCAUAGUUCAGCCCCAAAAUUAAAAUUUACAUACAUAAAAUGAAGCUUUUUUUAUAGAUUAACAAAAUGUUUAAAGUAUUAGAUUUACUGCCUGAAAUUUACACAGAUGAGUAAAACAAAUUUUGUAUUACAGGUUUUAUAUUGUAAUACAGUAAAAAUGGGGUGAGAGAGUGUGCUUAAACGGUAGAUUUGUCAUUUAGUAACAAAUGUCCUUGUUUUCUUUAAAAUGUAGUUGUUUUCUUUUGAUUUUGGGGUUGAAAUAUGAAAAAAGAAAUAUCUUUGAGAGGUUUUGUAAGAUUGACUCUAACAUCUUUACUGUUCUCACUACUAGUAAACGCUGUAUUCUUUCAAACUAGAUGACAGACCUAGAGAAAUCUAGAGCUCUAGUUCUUGUAGAUCGUUUCAGUGGGACGUAUUGAGUUUGCUGGAGAUUUCUGCUGUCUAGCUGUGGACCAAAUGCUGGAGUAAUUUGUGACUUUCAAGCUCUUAUGUUUAGUUUUUGCUCCUGUUAAUGAUUGAUCUUGUUCCUCUCCACUUCAGCAGAGGCACAAUCAUGUAUUUAUUAAACAUAUCAAUAUACUGGGUUCAUUUUCUGAAUUACUCUUUUAGAGAUCAAGGUCUUCCUCUUCCAGUGAUCCACAUCUGUUUGAAACGCUAACAGUAACUUUUGCAGAACCUCUUUGUAUAUCUGAAUACUUUUUCUAAGCCAAAACUUUGGUAAAAAUCUCCUGAUUUACCUCAAUCAGUUUGAAGUCAUCAGUCUUUCCUGUAGUAUUCUCGAGCAGAAAGUAGGUUUAUGAGGAUUUCAAAAUGUUGCUUCCAACUGUUUCCUCAUGUUUAAGUGAAUGUCCAAUAAUUUCUGCAUUUGAAAAUAACAAUUGUGAUUUAUUUCAGUAAAUGACAAUACAAUAAUAAAAUGCAUUUAAACAAA